Messenger RNA from Pygocentrus nattereri (red-bellied piranha), 478 nucleotides. RefSeq names its product chymotrypsin-like elastase family member 2B. NCBI's taxonomy places the organism in Eukaryota, Metazoa, Chordata, Actinopteri, Characiformes, Serrasalmidae. The record is from RefSeq and is a predicted model, not a curated record. The coding region runs from base 25 to 378 and encodes 117 amino acids. The transcript has 3 exons. Gene Ontology annotation, biological process: proteolysis. Gene Ontology annotation, molecular function: serine-type endopeptidase activity.
UCACUCAUGUGGCCAGGGUGGUGAAUGGAGCAGAGGCUAAGCCUCACUCCUGGCCAUGGCAGGUGUCCAUGCAGCCUCUUAACUCCUGACGUAUGGCAGAUGUGUUUGGGGAAGCACCAUCUUAGUGCUAGUCUGGACGGUCCCCCUGAGAUGUGUGUUUCUGUUGCUGCCAUCAUCUCCCAUGAGGGCUUCGUCAACCCCGAUGCCAUCAAUGACAUUGCCCUGUUGCGACUGGCUGAGCCCAUUACCAAUACUCCAGAGAUCAGCCCUCUCUCUCUGCCCAAACCUGAGGCGCUCAUGCCUGCUGGCCACAUAUGCUAUGUCACUAGCUGGGGAGACAAGAAAGGCACCCUGAAGCCUGUGGCAUCAAGAGUUUGAACCAGGCUCUUCUGCUCAUUGUGCCUUAUGAAACAUGCAACAAACCCACAACUGGUGGGAUGGCGUCCAGCCCUCCAAGCACCAGCUAUGAGCAGCAUGA